Molecule: messenger RNA, 1644 nt
Organism: Closterium sp. NIES-65
Lineage: Eukaryota; Viridiplantae; Streptophyta; Zygnematophyceae; Desmidiales; Closteriaceae
Source: the annotation of a GenBank genome assembly
AUGGCUGCUAAUGCUUCUACACUUCUUCUCGCCCUGAUUAUCCUCGCGACUAUCUUGCCGGUAGCGCUCACCACAGAGGACCAAGCGAGAGAUGACGACAGUCCUCAGCUUCCCGAUAUUCCGGACGGCGAUGACGGUGACAUUGUGAAUUUGAGCGAGGCGUCGUUUAACGAGGCACUGAGGCAGCACGAGUACGUUCUCGCGUUGCUGUACAACAGCUCGUGCCCGCGAUGCAAGAACUACAUGGUCCAGCUGCGCGAAGCGGCGGAGGCCCUGAAGGAGGCGGGCGGGGGGGUGUUGGUGGGCAAGGUGGACGCGCUGAAGCACGCGGGGGUGCUAGAGAAGGCGGUGGCGGAGGGCGCUGGGGACGACGGUGAGCCGCCGCUGUUCGUGUGGGCGGAGAAGGGCCGCCUGCAGCCGUGCGACGAGUUCCACAGCGAGGACGUGGUGGCGUGGGUGACGCGGAAGAGCGGGCGCAGCGUGGCCGUGCUGGAGCCUGCAUCGCCCUCCGACCUGCCCUCUCUCGACUCGCUGCUCGACGACUCCGUCACUGCACUCGCCCUUGCCCUCGUGCAUGACACUCAGGGCGCGGCAGCAGCGGAGUUCAGAGGCGCAUCGAAGGACGUGGAGGGCGUGCGGUUCGCGCUCACCACGCACGCUGCAGUGGCCGCCGCGCUGGGCUGGCAGGGCGACGCUGCUGCUGCUCUGGCGAGCACAGGCGCGGAGGGGGGCGUGGUGGUCGUGCUCAAGAGUAGAACCGACACCUUCCUGCAGUUCGAGGGCGAGGUGACGCGCGGGGCGAUAGCGGAGUUCGUGCAUGGCAACAGGCUGCCCCUGUUUGUGCACAUGGACGAUGCUGCUGCUGAGCAGUUUGGGAAAAACACCAAGUGGCACAUCGUGAUCUUCUGCCCGCGCACCAACUUCCCUCACUUUGAGGAGUCUCUCACUCCCCUCGCCAGGCAGCACGUGGGCAAGGUGUUCUUCAUGGUGGUGGACUCGAGUGAUGAGGACACAUCAGGCCAGCCAAUGGACUACUUUGGAGUCCGCGAGGGCGAGACGGCUGUGCUGGCUGUGGUCUCAUACACGGAGGAGGGCGAGCAUCACGAGACCAAGCACCGCCUCGCAGGGGAACCUACUCUUUCUAACAUGCAGGAGUUCAUAACAGCCUUCUUGGCAGGUGAACUGCCGCCCUACUACAAGUCCGACCCUGUGCCUGACCAGAACGAUGGGGUGGUGCGCACAGUGGUGGGCAGCACGUUCAACGAGAUUGUAAUGGAUGAUUCCAAGGACGUCAUGCUCAUGCUAAGCUUUUCAGACGAGUGCCCCUCAUGUGACGAGCUGUUGCCGCACUUCACGCGUCUGGCGGAGCGCCUGAGCGGCCGCCCCUCACUGCUCUUCGCUGCCAUGGACUAUGCCUCCAAUGAGGUGCCGGGGCUCGAGCGCGACAGCGCUGACUGCUCCAUCCAGGUCAAUGCACCCUUGCUACUCUAUGCCCCCGCGCUGCUCGUCGCCACCACAGACUUGGCCUCAAACGAGGUGCCGGGCCUCGAGCUGGCAGCAAGAAUCACCGUCCCACUCAAAACUCCUUCCCCCUUUGUUCUUACCUCCGUUCCUAUUCCCUCCCCCCCCAUGGCCAUCAGCUAG